Molecule: messenger RNA, 450 nt
Organism: Helobdella robusta
Lineage: Eukaryota; Metazoa; Annelida; Clitellata; Rhynchobdellida; Glossiphoniidae
Exons: 4
Coding region: 1-450 (149 amino acids)
Source: RefSeq, a predicted model, not a curated record
AUGACCGCACACGUGAGAGACAGUUCCAAUUUCCAAAAGAAAAAGGAAAACAGAAGACUCGCUGGAGAUGCAAGGAGGAUACAACGAAAUCGACGAAGCGACUUGGGACAGAAGAUGAUACAAAAGAUGAUAUACAACACAAAUGCACGAAAACAGACGGUGAAAAAUUCGGGACGAAAUAACUACAUAAAACACAGACAGACGCAGACGUGCACACAAAGGAAAACCCAGAUGAAACCACAAAUACAAAGAACUAAACAUAUACACAAUCACAGUGUGAUGCAAACACAGACAUGGGUAGAAACACACAGACAUGGACAGAAACACAGAAAUAGAAAAGAACGCAAAGACAUGCAUACAGGGGCGGAUCUCUUCUACUUUAACAGGGGCGAAAUUAAAAAAUGUUUAAACUUUGAAAUUUGUCGGGGACCAUCAAGAAAUUUGUAUUAA